GCGCCCAGUAGAGGCUAUAAAAACUGCGUUUUUCUACUUUCGUCUGUCCUUUUUAACUGUAUAGAUACAGGCCUUUUGCCAUGUCUGGGCGUGGUAAGCAGGGAGGCAAAGCUCGCGCCAAGGCCAAGACCCGCUCUUCUCGGGCCGGGCUUCAGUUUCCCGUGGGCCGAGUGCACCGCCUGCUCCGCAAGGGCAACUAUGCCGAGCGGGUCGGGGCUGGGGCACCCGUGUACCUGGCUGCGGUGCUGGAGUACCUGACCGCCGAGAUCCUGGAGCUGGCUGGCAACGCGGCCCGCGACAACAAGAAGACUCGCAUCAUCCCGCGUCACCUCCAGCUGGCCAUCCGCAACGACGAGGAGCUCAACAAACUGCUGGGCAAAGUCACCAUCGCACAGGGUGGUGUUCUGCCCAACAUCCAGGCCGUGCUGCUGCCAAAGAAGACCGAGAGCCACCACAAGACUAAGUAAAGACCGA
This is a messenger RNA of Mandrillus leucophaeus (drill), 474 nucleotides long. RefSeq names its product histone H2A type 1-J. Gene Ontology annotation, molecular function: structural constituent of chromatin; DNA binding; protein heterodimerization activity. Gene Ontology annotation, cellular component: nucleosome. NCBI's taxonomy places the organism in Eukaryota, Metazoa, Chordata, Mammalia, Primates, Cercopithecidae. The transcript has a single exon. The record is from RefSeq and is a predicted model, not a curated record. Bases 81 to 467 code for a protein of 128 amino acids.